Messenger RNA from Cylindrotheca closterium, 1353 nucleotides. The record is from the annotation of a GenBank genome assembly. Lineage: Eukaryota; Bacillariophyta; Bacillariophyceae; Bacillariales; Bacillariaceae.
AUGAAAUAUAGAAGCCCUCUACUAUUGGCAAGUUCAUUGCUUGUUUUGCAAAUUAACCUUUGUUACUCUAUUGACGCAGAUCAUGCUGGUGCCAACAAGCAGCAUCAUGCUGAUCAUGCCUCACGAAGUCUUCGAGCACUGAACCGAGUGGACCAAGUGGACAAGACCGGUGCCAUGUGCGAAGCCAAACUUCCGGAAGACGUUGGUGCACCAACAGGUGUGACACACAUUACAUUUUACUAUUCCGUGGAGAGCAGCGAAACAGUAACCUAUGCGUUGAUGCAAAAUCUCGAUCGAAUGCUGUAUUAUGCCAUUGGCGAUGCAGUCCUAUGGUGCUCCCAGAAUGCAAAUGCAGAUGACAAUGGACGAAGGCUACAAGUUCACGACUCCAAUCCAAAAAUUGCCCAGUUCACAGAAAGUCACAGAAACCUAUCUCUAGAGGAUGCUAGACGGCUUGGAAUCAUUUCGUUCAACAGCGCUCCCAGCGAUUUUAUUUUAAAGGACGAGCAAUGUGCACACACUACCGAUAGUUCCGAAUGUGUGAUUGUUGAAGGGAAAAUGGCCUUGAUGGCCCAUCAAACGGAUAGCUUGCAAAUUAUCGUUGCAUCCAUUCUGGAUGCCAUUCAAGAAGCCAUGGACGGUGAUGUCUUGAUUCCUGACGGCGGAGAUGAUUGCGCUGAUCCAAUGUGCGGUGUGGAUAAAAUCCGAUGGCUAGGAACCACUAUUGAAGAGGCUCGAGCUGGAGGACCAAUUGGAACAGCUGGCGCGGAUGGUGGCGAGAGGUCGGUGAACCAAACAGCCGGUGCAGAAGACGAGGACGAUAACGUUGCCUUUGUCGCGUACGCUGCUAUUCCGAUCGCACUGUUGUUGCUCAUGUCGUACUUGAUCAAGAAGAAGAGACGCCUUCUCACUGCUGGUGAUCUGGAUGAUGAAAAUUAUGUCCGUGUUGGAACCGGUGAUCCACCAAAGAGUUUCCACGAAGGAAUGUAUCACUACACUCGCUCUGGCGCUAGAUAUUUGUCUACCAACUGUCCAGAUUGUGAAAUGACUCGGCGAUUAGGAUUUACUAACUACGAUGAGGACGACCUCGGAGCUCUUGCCGAAGGACGCAUGUACGACCCUAGCCGAGCAUCCUCCGAGGAUGACUCGGACCUACAGAGCUACGAUGGCUCCACCUUCCGCAAGAUGCAUCGGGUUCAACCCAGCAGCAACAGGCUAUCGCUAAAGCACUCCUCGAUCGAUGUCCAUCAAUGUACGAGUGCAACUUGCCCAAUCUGCAAAUACAGGCCAGCAGAUCCGACAUUCAUCUCCUCACCAAGAUGCCAGCCCAUCGGUGGACCAAGUCAUGUAUAA